AUGCAUGACUACAUCAACGCUGAGGACACUGAGUUGUGGGACAUCAUUCUUGAUGGACCAUAUAUUCCUACAAAGGAAGUGAAGGAUGGAGAGCUCACCACUACAGUUGUCAAAACUAGAAAGGAGUACAAUGAGAUGGAUAGGAAAAAGAUAGAGAAGAACUAUAAAGCAAAAAAGAUUCUAGUGUGUGGGAUUGGAUCCGAUGAGUACAACAGAAUUUCUGCCUGUGAAUCAGCCAAAGAGAUAUGGGACUGUCUCCAAACAGCCCAUGAGGGAACACAACGAGUAAAAGAGUCUAAGGUCGAUAUGCUUACGACUCAAUACGAGAAUUUUUGUAUGAAGGAAGGUGAAACUAUCUUUGAAAUGAACUCAAGAUUCACUUCCAUCACCAAUGAACUAAGAUGCUUAGGUGAGCCCAUUCCCUUAAGUAAACAAGUUCGCAAGAUUCUCAAGAUUCUUCCCAAGUCAUGGGAAAGCAAAGUUGAUGCUAUAACAGAGGCAAAAGAUCUUAAGACACUUUCCAUGGAUGAGCUGAUUGGAAAUCUCCAGACCUACGAGUUGAACAAAAAGCAGGGGACAAACAUGAAGGAGGGAAAGAAGGAGAAAUUCAUUGCUCUAAAAAACUCACAAAAUGAUGCGACUCAGGAGGAGGAUGAAAUGGCCUAUGUUACUAAAAGCCAGAAGCAGGAAACUCAGAACUUCAAACCUCGUAAGAGGGACCUGGUCCCAGACAGUGCUCUGAGAAAGGCUCAUGCUAAUCAGUUGGUGAGAAAAGCCUUUGCUGUAUGGGGAAAUGAUUCAAGUGAGUCAGAAGAAGAUGCAGAAAGUUAUGAAGAUGUUUCAAUGAUGGCUAUUAAAGAAGAUGAAAAUGUCUUCAAUUUCAUCUUCUCAUUAAUGGCAAAUUCUGAUUAUGAAGAGGAUUCAGAUAAGGUAACUCUUUUUUAUCUUAAAGAUGAUCUAGAUAAUCUGCCUAUUGAAAAUUUGAGGAAACUUGCUGCUCUGCUUAUUGAUUGUGUUGAUGAACGAACCACUGAAAACUUAAUGUGGAAUAAAAAAUUAAGUUUGUGUGAAGAUAAGAAUUCUGCUCUCAUGUCUAAACUGAGUAUCAGGAUAGGCAUCCUCGAGAAUGAUAGUCUGGAACCCAGUGAGGGACCUGGUACCUCAGUAGGUGGAAAGAGAAAGCUUAGCAUCCUUGAGGAAGAACUGGAAGAAAAGCUCAAAAUCCUUGAGUCCAAUUUCAAUGGAAAGAAAAGGUUGGGACGUAGACCAAUAGAACCUCCUUAUAAUCCUCAUAGCAAAUAUGUGUAUGUAUCUGACAAUCUGUUGUGCACUCACUGUGGGCGUAAUGGUCAUCUAAAAGAAAAGUGUGUGACUCUGAGAAAAGCAAAAGAAAAGCAUGAGAAAUUUGUCAGAUCUAAAAACAAUGAUAAAAGGGAACUCAAGGGACCUGGUCCCCGUUAUCGUUUCCGUAAGAACACUUUGCCCCCUGGACAGGAAGUGUGUAUCAUAUUUGCGACAAGGAAAAAUGAAGUCAAGUUCAUAUCUGAAGGGUGUGUGGUUACAAACUGUGCAAUUAAGAAAAUUGUAAUGUCUGCAAAAAAAGUCAAGAAUGUGUAUGUUGUUGAUCUUGAUUCUACUGAAGAAGACAACUUGUCAUGUCUAAGUUCUCAAACUGAUGAUGCAAAUCUUUGGCAUAGGCGACUGGGUCAUGUAAGUACCUCUUUACUUAACAAGCUUGUUGCAGGGGACCUGGUCCGCGGACUACCAAAGCUGAUGUUCUCAAAUGACAAAAUCUGUGAUGCCUGUGCAAAAGGCAAACAAACAAGAUUUUCUUUCAAGGCAAAGAAGGGUGUGAGCACUACCAGACCUUUGGAACUUCUCCACAUGAAUCUGUGUGAACCUGUUAGAAUUCAAAGCUGA
This is a messenger RNA of Solanum verrucosum, 1920 nucleotides long. RefSeq lists its product as uncharacterized. The transcript is spliced from 4 exons. The record is from RefSeq and is a predicted model, not a curated record. NCBI's taxonomy places the organism in Eukaryota, Viridiplantae, Streptophyta, Magnoliopsida, Solanales, Solanaceae. The coding region runs from base 1 to 1920 and encodes 639 amino acids. Gene Ontology annotation, molecular function: nucleic acid binding; zinc ion binding.